AAUACAAAACAAAACAAAUAAAAGUAAAAAUCUUAAUACCGAAAGCACUUAGGUCAUAUUACCUUUCUUCUUCUUCGCCUCACUUCGUUCUACUGCCUCCGAGGUUGUUUGUCGGUCAUCCUCCACAACAAUGGCUAACGAGGUUGAAAACAUACACCUACACGAAACUCAACAAAAACAAGUUGAAGAACUAAACAAACAAAAAGAUGAAUUAGAAGAUGAUGAAGAAGAAGAAGAUGUAUCAUAUUCUUCUGAUUCGGAAAUCGAUGACGCUUUGGAUUGGUUGGAUUCAAAGGACGAUUUAGAUGGUUCGUUCUCUUCUUCCCUUUGGCGCCCCAAUGCUCAUGGCGGCCACCAUUCUCAUUCUUCCACCCUACAACCUCUCUCAAAUCGAAACCAAAAGUUCACUCAUCAUAUUCGAGCUUCCCCUUUGGAGGAGUGGGAAGGAAGAACGAAUAUUGCCAUGUCGAACACUGUGACAACAGCAAUUCGUGGAAGUGUGAGGGACAUGGCUAUUGGUAAAACUAAAACUACUGAGAAGGCAGACCGAGCCACUGUUGAGCAGGCAAUUGAUCCCAGAACGCGCAUGCUUUUAUUCAAGAUGCUGAACAGAGGUGUGUUUCAUGAUAUCAAUGGAUGCAUUUCAACUGGAAAGGAAGCAAAUGUUUAUCAUGCCACCAAAUCCAAUGGUCAAGAACUUGCAAUUAAAAUAUACAAGACAUCUGUUUUGGUAUUUAAGGAUAGAGAUAGAUACGUGCAAGGAGAUUACCGGUUUAGAAAUGGGUACUGCAGGCAUAAUCCCAGAAAAAUGGUAAAAACAUGGGCAGAAAAGGAAAUGAGGAAUCUUAUGAGGUUAAAGGCAGAAGGAAUUAGGUGCCCUACUCCAUAUCUUCUGAGGCUACAUGUUCUGGUUAUGGAAUUUAUUGGAAAGGCUGGUUGGGCCGCCCCUCGUCUCAAAGAUGCAGAUUUAUCUUUAGACAAGUUACGGGAAGGUUAUGUUGAGAUAAUUAUUGCAAUGCGGAGAUUAUAUCAGAAAUGCAAAUUGGUGCAUGGUGACCUCAGUGAAUAUAAUAUACUUUAUUAUGAGGGUCACUUGUAUAUUAUUGAUGUUUCUCAAGCGGUUGACCCUGACCAUCCUCAUGCUCUUGAUUUUCUGCGUGAAGACUGUAUUCACGUAUCCGAUUUCUUUAAAAAACAUGGUGUAGGUGUCAUGACAAUAAGAGAACUGUUUGAUUUUAUUGUUGAUCCAUCCAUUGCUGAUGAUGCUGUGGACAGUUAUUUGGAAGAGGUGCAACAAAAAAUUUUGGCCAGAGGAGAUGUAUCGGUAGAGGAUGAGAUUGCAGAUUUGGUAUUUGUGCAGUCUUACAUUCCAAAGACACUAGACGAUGUUAAGAACGCCGAGGAGGAUGUUCAACGGUUAACAAGUGGGAAAGACACUGGAGAUUUAUACUAUCAGACGAUUACUGGACUUAAACACGCUCUCACAAUAACAGAACCUUCCCUGCAAAACAACCAGCAAAAGCAAAAAUCAAAUACCAUAGAAGAUUCACGUGUCAUCUCCGAUGGUAAAUCUAACAUCUUAGAAGGUGAUGUCGAGUCUCAAUCCGACGAAAGCGAUUCUGAAGAGUUUUCAUCUUCUGAAAGCGACCCAGAUACUCCUCUUGAUAAGAAAGCUGCAAAGAAAGAAGCUAGGAAAGAAAAUAAAAAGAAGGUGAAAGAAGAGAAAAGAGAAUCAAGGAAAACUAAAGUCCCUAAGGCUGUGAAGAAAAGAAAGAAGAAGAUGUCUAAAGCACACAAAACCAGAUAGACAAUAAUUAUUUGUAAUGGCUAAUGUGAUGUAGCUUUUGGAUUUUCUAGAUAAAAGUUAUAAUUCAGGAAAAUAUAUAAAAAAAUCGUAAUUUUGUUUUCUAAGCAUAUUUAAGGUGAGGUAUCUAAGUGGUGUUGUUUCUUAUUUGCAAAAUGUUGUUAGAAAUAAAAUGAUAAAAAUAUCAUCCCAUGAUAGAGAUGAAUUUUGGAAUUAUUACAAUACAACCGGUUGAGUCGAAGGGGUUAACAAGAAAA
Messenger RNA from Cicer arietinum (chickpea), 2061 nucleotides. RefSeq lists its product as uncharacterized. The record is from RefSeq and is a predicted model, not a curated record. NCBI's taxonomy places the organism in Eukaryota, Viridiplantae, Streptophyta, Magnoliopsida, Fabales, Fabaceae. Gene Ontology annotation, molecular function: ATP binding; protein serine/threonine kinase activity.